Molecule: messenger RNA, 1654 nt
Organism: Exophiala viscosa
Lineage: Eukaryota; Fungi; Ascomycota; Eurotiomycetes; Chaetothyriales; Herpotrichiellaceae
Product: 1-acylglycerone phosphate reductase
Exons: 2
Coding region: 291-1319 (342 amino acids)
Biological process (GO): triglyceride catabolic process; phosphatidic acid biosynthetic process
Cellular component (GO): endoplasmic reticulum; lipid droplet
Molecular function (GO): triacylglycerol lipase activity; acylglycerone-phosphate reductase (NADP+) activity
Source: RefSeq, a predicted model, not a curated record
GUCCUGGCGGCAACUCACUGGCCAUUUUGUCUCAAUUUUUCGGUCUCUUUUCAUCGGUAACGGCUCGACCAUGAGUCCGCUCCCCAGAAUUUACGAGCUUUGAUUGCCAUUACUACGACGUUAGCGGUUGAUGGUCCUUCCGCACUUCGACAAUGCACGCCCAGCAACUUCAUAGACGGAUGGAAUGAUGAUCCCGGCUGUGAAGAACAUGAUCUUGAUUGGCUCGAGAAGACGUUGGUAUUGCACCCUUAGCAAUGCGCUGAAGGAUCAAACAUGCGCCUUGGUAAUCGAUGCACCGUCGGCUAAAUGACUGGUAUCAAGCUGAGGUUCCUCCGUGCGCUCAACAUUCACGAUACAGCACUCAACAUCUACCAAAGGUAUCGAAUAGGUCAUUCACCGCCAUGGCGAAGUCAACCAUACUUAUCACCGGGUGCUCAGAUGGAGGACUGGGCUCAGCUCUGGCGCUGGCAUUACACGCCCAUGGUGGAUAUCGAGUCUUCGCGACCGCGAGGAACCCGUCAAAGCUAAAAGAUGUGAAAGCCGUCGGUAUCGAGACACUUUCCCUAGAUGUGCUUUCCGACGAAUCGAUCGAGAAAUCUGUCGCUGAAGUACGCGACCUGUCAGGAGGAAGUCUGGACGUACUGGUCAACAACGCUGGAUCAGGUUACUCCGGCGCUUUGAUAGACACACCAGUGGCAGAAGCACGAAAGCUCUUCGACCUGAAUGUGUGGGCAAACUUGGCCACGGUGCAGGCGUUCUUGCCGUUACUGCUCAAGUCCAGCCGAGGAGGCAUGAUCGUGAACCACACCUCACUUGCGUCGCUUGCGACGCCGCCUUUCCUCGGGUUGUACGGCGCCUCCAAGGUGGCAAUGGCCAAGUUGACAGCCAACCUGCGUACGGAGCUGUCUCCGUUCGGCGUGAAGGUGGUCGAGCUCAAAUCCGGCAACGUCACUUCAAACAUCAGCGCGAAUUUGGGUACCAAUGCUGGUACUCCCUCACCCCAAGUCCCCAAGAAGUCGUUGUACUACGCGGCGAGGGACUGGUUGAAUGAGUUCUACACGGGCAAACCGCUUGACGGGCAGGCUAUUCCUUCAGACGUGUGGGCGAAGAAAGUGGUCGCGGCGAUCUCCAAGCGAAGCCCGCCUGAGGAGGUGUGGGCUGGUGCAUUCGCUACAACGGUGUGGUUCGCGAUCAAUUAUUUCCCGAAAAGUAUUGUCGACAAGAUGCUGCGUGAUGCUGCGAAGUUUGAUGUCGUGGAGAAGAACAUUCGAGAGUACGGAAAGGAGAAGGCUAUUGCCGAUACGUAUGGGAAGGAAUAAACGGCGAGGUUGUGAUAUCUUCACAGCGUGUCGCAUUGCAUGCGUCAUUUAGUACUUACCUACUUGUGCUAGCUUCUAUUAUCUCGGGUUGUAAUUGUUUGAAGGCUACCUGGUACGUGAAGAAUGGGUCGUGAUACGGCUGGAGAUCAUCAGGAACUUGUUUAUCGUCGAGCAUGCCACUCACUACUCUGCGAUUGCCAACCGAAUAUCUCAUGAGGCGCCCUGUUAGGCUAUCGGUCUUCACCUUCAAGGCCUGGGUCUAGGAGGCUCCCUAGGCCCCCUACUUUCUCUUUUGGAGUUGUACUCCAUUUUCUUGGAGCAAUGUUCAUUAUACC